AUGCAUUUCCAAUGUUGGGAAGUUGUGAAGGAUUGUUCGAGAUUCAAAAUUAUUCUCACCGAUCCGCCGGUUGUGUUGAAUGGGACGCUGCUCCACGAGUCGCCAUCAACCGAUUCGCCAUUGGACUCCCCAAUGGAAACGGAGUCACCAUUCGUGCCACGUCCACCGAGACCUAUUGGGAGAAAGGCGGCAAAGGCCAAGAGAGGGGGCACUUCGAACAAUGAAUGUGUACAAUUAUUGGAGCAAAUAGCUAAGAACACCUCACUAAGAAUUGAGAGAGACUUGAAAAGAGAUGAAAUGGACGUGGCACGAGAGGAAGCAUUUGUUAUUCAACAGCAGAAGGCACAAUAA
Molecule: messenger RNA, 351 nt
Organism: Prunus armeniaca (apricot)
Lineage: Eukaryota; Viridiplantae; Streptophyta; Magnoliopsida; Rosales; Rosaceae
Source: the annotation of a GenBank genome assembly